This is a messenger RNA of Dendrobium catenatum, 1239 nucleotides long. RefSeq lists its product as uncharacterized. Gene Ontology annotation, molecular function: nucleic acid binding; RNA-DNA hybrid ribonuclease activity. The record is from RefSeq and is a predicted model, not a curated record. Lineage: Eukaryota; Viridiplantae; Streptophyta; Magnoliopsida; Asparagales; Orchidaceae. The transcript has a single exon. Bases 1 to 1239 code for a protein of 412 amino acids.
AUGUUUGCUGACUGCUCUGCUUUGGAAGGAAAGUGUGUUCAACAGCUAAUGAUGGAGAAUGGCCAAUGGAAUUAUACUUUACUUCAGAGAUGGUUCCAUCCAGAAUUAUUGAAAGCUAUCAUCAACAUACAAAUUAAUCCCUGCAGUGCUGAUACGGUGGAAUUGCAGAAAUUCUGUCAUGGGAAAACAGUCUCGGGUUUGGCUUUUGAACAAGUUUUAAAUAUAAGAUUCAAUUUAAUGGAAGAUGGUUAUUACAAGUGGCUCAACAAACUCAAACUUAGCAAGAAGGUGGAAAUGUUUUGGUGGAGACUUGGCAAUGCUUCUAUUCCUACCAACUUGUAUCUUAAAAACUGUAAGCUUCUUGAAGAUGAUUUAUGUGCUAGAGGUUGUGCUACGGUGGAGAAUUAUGAGCAUAUCAGUGUACAAUGCAAGUAUUUGGUGGAAAUCAUCAAUAAGCUCAUUGCUUGGGGUAUUCCUAUUCCUAUUUUUAAUUCCAUGGAUCAUUGCCUUAUUGAGCUUAAAAAAAUUUCUGAAAAAAAUCUGGGUGUGGUACAAAUUUAUUGUACUAUUGUAUACUUCUCUUGGAAAAAUAGGAAUGAGAUAAAGCAUGGAAAAUCUGCUCUUCCUUCUUAUUCAGUGGCUUCUAAUGCUCUUUAUGUAGCCAUUACCAAAUCUAAUCCUUCUCUUUCUAACUUGAGCACUAAUCUCUUUAGGGAGUCUUAUAUUUCUUGGUGCCCCCCACCGAAAGAGUGGAUGAAAAUCAAUAUUGAUGCUUCCUUAACUCAUUCGGGAUUAGCUGGAAUUGGUGGUAUUUUUCGAGAUUGCAUUGGUAGAUUCAUUCUUGCUUUUGGGAGAAAGAUGAUUCAUUGGGAUAUUGCACAAUUGGAGAUGGGUGCUAUUCUCUCGGUCAAGGAUUAUGUCAAGAGCUGGAUGAGAGAUUAUAAAGGAGUUAUUAUUGAAAGUGAUAACUUGAAUGUUAUCAACUACAUUCAAAAAUCAUUGAAGCAAGACAAAAGCACCAUGAUCUUCAAUCUAGUAAGUGAUUCUUUAUUUGUGAAUGACUUCAAUAAAGUUGUUUUUGUACAUGCUUAUAGAGAACGUAAUAAGGUAGCAAACUUGUGUGCUACUAUGGCUUUAGAGGAUAGUUUUUACUUUGACAGUUUUUCUUUUGAUGAUAUCCCUCUCUUGAUGGCUAAUUUAAUGAAGGAAGAAUAUCAUCCUCCUGAUGGUUGUACUUAG